This is a messenger RNA of Plutella xylostella (diamondback moth), 749 nucleotides long. RefSeq names its product ribonuclease P/MRP subunit POP4 (gene Pop4). Lineage: Eukaryota; Metazoa; Arthropoda; Insecta; Lepidoptera; Plutellidae. The record is from RefSeq and is a predicted model, not a curated record. Gene Ontology annotation, biological process: rRNA processing; tRNA 5'-leader removal. Gene Ontology annotation, molecular function: ribonuclease P RNA binding. Gene Ontology annotation, cellular component: ribonuclease P complex; ribonuclease MRP complex.
CUCGUCGUAAACAAAAUCAAGAUUUAUAAUUUUUGGAUAUUCAUAACAUAAAGAAGAAGAAUCUUAUUGCUAAUCUAUAGUAAUAUGGCCUCAAAAGAAUUCGGACAAAGUGAAUCAGCUCAGGCUGUUAUAAACUUCUUGAAAUCGAACGUUCCCAGAUCGGAUGUGCCGAACAUUGAAGCAGAACUAAAGAAAGAGUUUGUAUUCGCCAAGAAGAAGAGCAAGAGUCAACGGAAGAAGCCCAGUAGGAAGAAAGCGCGAUGCUUGACACGAGAAGAAAGGAAAACUCUGGGUUUCUACACUAUACCGAGAAACAGUGUGAAGUACAGUGAUGUCCUCCCAAUGCACUCUAUGUGGGUAGAAUACAUGUCCCAAGUACUGGAACUAGAUAAAUCUGUUCCUUCUCCAACUGGCAAGAACUGGGAUAGCUUCACACAGUCAUUUUACAAAGCAGACUUCCAUGGCAGCAUAUUGCGUGUAGUACGGUCAAAAUGUCCCAGUUAUGUUGGCAAACUUGGUAUCUGCAUAAUGGACACUAGGAACACAUUUAAAAUCGUGUCCAAAGAUAAUGUUGUGACCACAAUACCUAAGAAGGAAAGCGUUUUUGAAAUGCAUUUAAAACAUUUGAGAAUAACCCUGUUUGGUAAACAUCUGUGUGUCCGUCCAGCUGAAAGAUCUACAAAGAAGAUUAAGACACAGCAGCAUCCAGAUUUAAUUUAGUAGUUGUAAAUAAAAAUACAUAAAAAAUA